Molecule: messenger RNA, 1660 nt
Organism: Pocillopora damicornis (cauliflower coral)
Lineage: Eukaryota; Metazoa; Cnidaria; Anthozoa; Scleractinia; Pocilloporidae
Product: prosaposin
Biological process (GO): sphingolipid metabolic process
Cellular component (GO): lysosome
Source: RefSeq, a predicted model, not a curated record
CGUCAAAGUCUCCUUAUCCCCACUCUUAGAAAAUUACUUUCUUGUUCAACCAGACGAGCCCAUCGACAUGUCGUUCGCUUCUUUAGCUUUUGUGCUUUUCGUUGCCUCAGCUAGUGCAACCCCUUUGGGACAAGAGAGAUGUUCAUGGGGACCAUCUUACUGGUGUGCAAAGUACAAACAAGCUGUAGAAUGCAAUGCAUUGGAACAUUGUCGCGCUAAAGUUUGGUCUGUAAAAGAUGAGGUAGCUUGUGAUGUUUGUAAAGAACUUGACCCUUUGAUGAGAGCAUACCUGGAGAAAAAUACAACUCAAACAGAGCUUGUUACUCUGGUAGAGGAAGCUUGUGAGAAGUUUGCUGGAUCUUAUGCAGAAGUGUGCAAGUCCUUAGUUGAUCAGUAUGAACCACUGCUUAUGAAUACCAUUUUGGAAUACUUGGCUGAUCCUCAGCAAGCCUGUACAACUUUGGGAUUAUGUUCAAGUGAGGUGAAACAAGUCGACGCCAAGCUCAUCUUCAAGCCUUUGAAGAAACAGAUGAUAAAACUUGUGAAGCCUCUUGCUCUUGCUGCCAAGCACAAGCCAGUUGUUGUCAAAUCCAAACCAGUCAAGACCUCUGCGGAGUGUAUUUUGUGCGAGUUUAUCAUGGACAAACUUGAUUCUAUCCUCAAGCAGAAUGCCACUCGGGAAGAAAUUGAGGAGGCUUUGGACAAAGUUUGCAGCUAUUUACCAUCUUCAAUCUCUAGUGAAUGUACCCAGUUUAUCAAUCAGUAUAGUGAUGCAAUCUUGCAAAUCCUUGCCCAAGAACUUGACCCAAAAGAAGUUUGCACAGCGCUUCAACUUUGCACAAGUCAGGCAAAAGGUAAAGAAGUAAAAUUCCGACUGAUAGAAAUAUCCCAAAAAGCCAUGGAGAAGCCAAAGAUUCAUCUUCCAAAGAGUAAUGAGACUUGUGAAAUCUGUGACACUGUCAUGACUUACUUGAAGAUGUUUCUGGCAGAAAAUGAAACUCAGCAAGAGAUUUUAAAUGUAUUGAAACAACUUUGCAGCUAUCUGCCAGAGCAGCUCUCUUCUGAGUGCACUGCCAUUGUGACUGAGUACGGACCAGCCCUUCUGAAUCUGAUUGCAGAAAGUGAUCCAGAAACCCUAUGUGAGGAAAUUGGACUGUGCUCUGCCUUUAAAAAGGUGACAUUGAAAAAGGAGGGCAAAUUCUGUUUCCUUGGUGCCUCAUACUGGUGUGAAAACAAGUUUAAUGCAAUCCAAUGCAAUGCUUUGAAACAUUGCACAGACCAUGUGUGGAACUGAAGGCAAAACACACCCCCAAGAGAGAGCCUUUUGCUUGACUAUAGUACUAAUGAUUAAAAAUUAAAAGUAGCUUGUUGUAUGCCUUACACUUCUAAGAUCAGACUGGGAGCUACUUGCUUUAGCCAUUUGGUAAACUGUUGGUGUGAUAAACUGCUGUUGCAGUGCUUACCCUCAAUAACAAAGAUAUCCAAUAACAGUUAGGGAGUUGUCUUCAGUUGAGAACAACACUCAGAAAUAAGAAUUCCACUUCAUUUUUUUAUGGUAAUAUUUUGCUUUUAAUGGUAAGGUCAGCACUUCUAAAAUUAGAUUAAAUGAAAAACACCAUGUAGCUCAUUUAUUUGCCCGAAAUAAAAUGACAAUGCUUUU